Messenger RNA from Paramecium pentaurelia, 606 nucleotides. The record is from the annotation of a GenBank genome assembly. Lineage: Eukaryota; Ciliophora; Oligohymenophorea; Peniculida; Parameciidae.
AUGAACUACAUAAAAAUAAUUGAUAUCUAGCCUUCAGAAGUUGUGAUUAAAGUUGAUACUUAAAUUUAUUAGAUGCUUCUAUCAAUGAUUCAAUCCUAAGAAUCAAAGGAAACUUCUUAAGUAACUCCAGAUUUUUUAAGAAGAAUUGUGCCAUUCUUUAUGAAUUAAUUCUAUAUUUGGACUAUCUUUUAAAAGGAUGGAAAUAUAAAUUGUGUUAGAGAAACAUUGGAGAAAUUAAAAAACAAUAAGAUAUCAAAUUAAAAGAAGUUCGAAUUAGGAGAUCUUAAGUUGAUUCAUAAUUCAAAAAGCAAAAAGUAUAUAUAAAUCAGAUAAGCUUGGUAAAAAUUCCUAUACUCUGAUGAUAUAAGGAAUUGUAUUUAAAAUAGCAAUAAAGUCAAAGAAGAUUCAAAAAUAAAAUAUAUUUAGUCUAUCAUAAUCUUAAAAAAUGAGCUCGAAAAACAAAGACCAUAUGCUAGACUAUUAUCAAAAUAUAGAAAAGGUUUUGAUGAAAAACCUUAGACUGAUACUAAAUCAUAUAUAGAUGAUCAUAUAUAAUAUGAAGAAGAAAACUCAACUUGUAUUUAAAGCUAUUUUUGUCAAAGUUGA